This is a messenger RNA of Ceutorhynchus assimilis (cabbage seed weevil), 4214 nucleotides long. The record is from the annotation of a GenBank genome assembly. NCBI's taxonomy places the organism in Eukaryota, Metazoa, Arthropoda, Insecta, Coleoptera, Curculionidae.
UCACAUACAAGCUAAAUUAAUUGUGACAAUUUAAAUCCAUAAAGAUCAUCUGGAAUCAGUUUUGUUAUAAGUGCUUAGAGCGUGCGGACCCAGUUAAAAUAUAAAAAUGUUCUGUGAAGUUUUUAGUACAUUUUGUGUCUAUUCAAUAAUCUUUAUUUUGAAUAGGAAUAAUAUUGCUGCUGCCUUUGGAAAUUCUGCACAUAUGAACCGUGAGGACUGGGUGAUUGUUAAACCAAAAAUUUCAAAAGAAAUUAUUUUUGGAGGCGAUGUAAUGUUUAUACAAAUGGAUAAGUGGCUUUUGGUUUUUAAGGAUGAAGGAAGCUUACAUUUCUCCAGCAACUUUGUAGCUGAAUGGAUUGAAGCCGAUGUGAUGACAAAAGGAAACGUACCAAAAUGCCAUUACAAAACUGGAAUUAUCCAGGGUCUGGAAGCUCGAAGCCAUGCGUCCGUUUCCAUUUGCGAUACCUCGCUGACAGGGUAUUUUGAAAUAAAUAAGAGGUUUUACUUUUUUGAGCCUCUUAACGAGACAACGGCCGAACAUAGAUUAUUUGAAACAAAAAGAAAAAAUAAUUUUCCGUCAAGACAACGUCGCUCAACACAAUAUCUGAGUGCCGACUGGGUUUUCAAUUUAACGGGAGACACUAUUGACAUUCAGGGUAACGAGUCCGAUCCUGAUAUCGAGUUUUAUCAUAAUCCUUAUCCUUUGGCUGACGGAGCAGAUAGCAAAGAAACCGAUAAGCCGAAGACGGAAGACUCAAAAAUUCCCUUGGAGUAUUUACGAAACGGGUCAAUUGGGGAAUACGACGAAGCAAGUGGAUAUUUUUAUGAUACAGCCUGGUCGGCUACUGUCAUUACUGAAGCGCAUUCAUGGCCAGGCCAAACUUUACCAACUCGUUGGUUGGAGAUAGCGGUUGGAGUGGAUCACACUUUGAUAAGUUUUCAUGGCAAGAAUAAGGUGCAGGAGUACGUGUUGGCCUUAAUGAAUAUUGUUAGUGCCAUCUAUCAAGAUUCCUCGUUAGGGGCGAACAUUAAACUAGUAAUUGCAAGGCUCCUAUUUUACGAGCACCGCAAACACGGCAUCGUACGUCCUGGAAAUGCGAAGAAAUCUCUGGAAAAUGUCAACAUUUGGAAUAAGAAACUUCAUGCGUCAUUGAAACAUGAUCAACCGAGGCAUGAUGUUGCUAUAUGGUUAACACGAUCCGACAUAGGAGGUCCCUCGGGCUAUGCACCAGUCGGCGGAGUCUGCGAUCCAAAGAGAAGUUGCGCUUUGAAUAAAGACGAGGGUCUUACCAGCGCAUUCAUCAUUGCUCACGAAAUGGCCCAUAUGUUGGGCUUGAGUCACGAUGGAGAUAAAAAAUCAGGGAACGAUUGCGAUGAUGAUGCUGUUGAAGGUAGCGUGAUGGCGUCCAUGGUUUCUGCAACGUUUAGCAAGUUUUCAUGGUCAGCCUGUUCUAAACGAGAGUAUAAAGAAAAAAUUGGAAAUUGGAGCUGUUUAUCAAACGCACCUCUCACCAAAGAUGAAAUUAUGUUAAAUGCGACACUUCAAACGGCUUUUAGUAUGGAUGAACAAUGUAGAAUGGAGUUUGGAGAAGGAUAUCUGAUGUGCAGAGCUUUUGACAUCAUUGAACCAUGUUCACAUUUGUGGUGCGGCCACAAAGACUCACCAAUGGUUUGCAAAACCAAAAAGGGACCUCCUUUGGAAAAUACCGAAUGCGGAUUUGGAAAGUGGUGUGUAAAUGGUUACUGCAGCGAAAUACCACAAAAAGCUAACAGAAUACCAGUUGUGCUAAAUCCUCAACACGGAGGUUGGAGUAACUGGAGUUCAUGGGGUCCUUGUUCAAGAACCUGUGGCAUUGGUGUACAGUAUAAAACCAGAAGAUGCGAUAAUCCAAAGCCCUCUUAUGGCGGUAGCACCUGCGAAGGCCAAACCGAAGAGUUUCAACUUUGCAACAAAGGCUCUUGCAAAAAUCAGUUUGUUGAUCUGAGAGCUCAACAAUGUAGAAUGAUGCCUAAAAUUGUAAAUAUUACUGGAGUUAGGACUAGUGAUACAUGGUUACCUUAUGAGAGUCAAGAAGAUGACAAAAAAUGUAAAUUUUCUUGUGUCAGUGAUGAACGAAAAGAAGUGUUUGUAUUAGACGAAGAUCUUACCGAUGGUACUCCUUGUUCUUAUGAUAAUGAAGAUGAUAUUUGUAUACAAGGUAAAUGCUAUGAGAUUGGCUGCGAUGGCAAUUUGAAUUCGACAGCAAAAAGAGAUAAAUGUGGAGUAUGUGGAGGAGACGGAUCAAGUUGUACCAACACCAAUAUUACGAUUAGAAAAAGACUAAAACGAGAGAUAAAAAAGGUAGCUGUGCUCCCAAGGAUGGCCAGACAUAUUAAAGUAGACACAAAUGUUACGUUUCGAAACACUAUAGAUUCUCCAAGUAUAGCCUUCGUCCUGAAAAAUCGAAAUAAAAAAGGUUAUGCUGUAACAAUACCCAAUACGGCACUACAUUCGAAAAUCGUAGAGGGAACUAACUUUUUUUACAGAAAAAUUGGUAAUAACCAUAAUAUAUGGGGAUCUGGGCCUAUUUUAGCCGAGUUGGUUAUCAUGGUCAUCACUUCGCCAAAACAAGCUUCUGAAGGCAUAUUCCUUUCCUCAAACACCCAGUAUUCCAUCCACAAAGAUUUUCUGCUGCCAUCGAAGAGGUACAAAUGGAUUAUUGGAGGUUGGGGUCCAUGUUCAGCUAGUUGCGGUAGAGGAAGAAGGCAAAAAACAUUGGGCUGCUGGGAUAAUCGAAAAAAUAAGUUGGUUUUGCGAAAGUUCUGUUCGCUCAUGCAAAAACCUAGUGUGGAGGCUGAAUCUUGUAAUAAUUUCGGAUGUAAAUUUGAAUGGAUAGCAGGCGAAUGGGAACCAUGCAGCGCCACCUGCGGUAGUUCAGGAGUACAAUACAGAGAAAUGUAUUGCAUACCAAACUCUAUAUUGCAAACAUUCGACGAGGCUGACACUACUUUACCUGUUAAUAUAUGGAAACACAUGGUAAAUCCAAGAAAAUGUACAGGAAUAGCUCCUAGCAAUUUAAAAGCUUGCAAUAGGAUUCCUUGUUUGUAUUAUUGGGGGUAUAGUGAAUGGACUGAGUGUUCUGCAACCUGUGGUACUGGAAUAUCUUCUAGAACUGCUUAUUGUCCGGCUCUACAAGAUGGUACUUGCGGAGAACCACCACCGCCUCAAAGAAAAGUUUGCACAGGAAAUUUUACUCGAUUUACCAACAAACUGUGCAAAGGAAGAAAAUUAAGAGAAUGCAAAGAAGAUGAGUCCAAAUAUUGUUCUUUCAAUUUGUUGCAAAGAUAUUGCCAGCUAAAAGGGUUUAGAAGGCUGUGUUGCAAAUCUUGUGCUAGUUAUAUAAAAAAGAUUGACCAUAAUAUGCAAAUCGUAACUUACUGAUUAAUAUUAAGUCCUACCUUCAAUUGUGAAUCCCCAAAUAAAAGAAAUAAACGGGAUUAUUUGGAAAGUUAAUACUUAUAUUGCUAGACUAGAUCAUGUAAUGAUAUAUUUUGCCAAGGAGUUUAAGGAAAUCAACUAAUAUCAAUCAUAAAAAUUUGACAAUCACAACAUCAUAAAACGUGUGUAUUUGUGUAAACAACAUGUGCAAAUCUGGAAGUCCUCAAUAAAGCGUGUUUGUGUAUGCCAAUCAGUAAUAGUAAAUUAAAAUGUAAUACCUAUUGUUUUAUGGCUGGUACAAACCAACAAAUAUUUAAACAAUAUGUUGCGCUUAUGAUAUGUGGCAGAAAUGAUCAGAUAGGUAGAGGUUUUUGGGGGUAAUAAAUAUUUUACUUCAUUGCAUGUUUUAUUGGUUGAACCACAUUAUUAUUUUACAUCAAUAUUUUUUCCUAAUUGCAGCUAUAUAAUAAAUCAAAUAUAUAAAAAUCAAUAUUUAUUUGUUCGUUGUUUAUGGACUCGCAAACCGCUGAACCGGUCUCCUUGAAAUUUGUACCAGGUAGUCUUUAUAUAAAGGAGAGUGUUAUAGGCUACUUUUCAUCAAUGCUUAUUAGGUAAAUAGCUAACUAAGAAGAAUAGGAUUUGGAGGCGAAUAUCUCCACCACAUACACUUCCCAGCGACGUGAUACUACGCAGUAUAUACAACACGCAGUAUAUACAAAAAAAAAAUCAGCAGGUUAAAUCAACAGCCUAAGAUUAAACGGCAGAGGCUCUAGAUUUAUCACGUACCUUUCUGCGC